CCACUACACCAGUCGGCCGUCAAAAUUGGUAUAGAUAAGUACAGAAGGUAUUGAUAAGUACAGAACACAUAGAAUAGGAUACAAUAAAAAAGUACAGAACACCAUGCCCUAUUCACUAUCUCUGAAUUAGACUAACGAGUAUUCAAUGUUAAUUGCAACUUUUAAAGUGUUUCUGAAUAGGGCGACAAUCAUCUACUCUUGACGUCACUAGCUCUAUGGAAUAUGUUGCUAGUUGGCUUUGAAGAUAAAGCGAAUUAGUUUGAAACAUACUUCGUAGUGUUUCCUGAAUCUCUUUACGAGCUCUUAGUCUUUACUAGUCUUUCAUUUGUGAAACUUUUGCUUACAUUUUAGAUAUUCAGUUAUUUUUCAUAGUACCGAGUUACUAGGUGGUGUGUGUUUUGGUGUGGUGUGAAGUGUGAACAUAAAAUUCCUCAGCUUUGCUUUUUAGGGAGAAAGAAUGGCGGCGCUCUCCGGACAAGGCACCCCGAAGCUGACGUCAUCCGUGGGGAACCUCUACUAUGACUCCAUCCUGCCGUACCGCGAGGACGCGGGGCCGCAGACGCGGGAGUUCCUGGCGCGCGUGGUGGACGUGCUGCUCGACUUCGUGCAGCAGGUCAACGACCGCAAUGAGAAGAUCCUCGACUUCAAGAUGCCGGCGGACCUGCAGAAGCAGCUGGACCUGGAGCUGCGCGACGAGCCGCUGCCGCUGAAGACUCUGCUCGAGGACUGCAAGGUGGCCCUGAAGUACCAGGUUAAGACAGGCCACCCCCACUUCUUCAACCAGCUGUCCUGCGGGCUGGACAUCAUCAGCCUGGCCGGCGAGUGGCUGACGGCGGCCGCCAACACCAACAUGUUCACCUACGAGAUCGCUCCAGUCUUCAUACUGAUGGAGAAUGUGGUGCUGAAGAAGAUGAGGGACAUGAUUGGCUGGACUACUGGGGACUCGAUCUUGGCUCCGGGUGGUUCCAUCUCGAACCUGUACGCGUUCCUGGCGGCGCGCCACCACAAGUUCCCGCAGUACAAGGAGAAGGGGCUCUCCUCCAUCCCCGGCCAGCUCGUCAUGUUCACCUCCGACCAGUGCCACUACUCCGUAAAGUCGUGCGCGUCGGUGUGCGGUCUGGGCACGGACUACUGCGUGGUGGUGAAGUCGGACGAGCGCGGCCGCAUGCUGCCCGCCGAGCUGGAGCGCCUGGUGCGCCUGCACAAGGACAAGGGGAAUGUGCCAUUCUUCGUGAACGCCACGUCGGGCACGACGGUGCUGGGCGCGUUCGACCCGCUCGUGGAGAUCGCCGACAUCUGCGAGAAGUACAACAUGUGGAUGCACGUCGAUGCGGCGUGGGGCGGCGGUCUGCUGUUCUCCAAGAAGUACCGCCACCCGCGCCUCACCGGCAUUGAGAGGGCCGACUCCGUGACGUGGAACCCGCACAAGCUGAUGGGCACGCUGCUACAGUGUUCCACCGUGCACUUCAAGUAUGAGGGCAUCCUGCUGAGCUGCAACGCGAUGGACGCGGAGUACCUGUUCAUGACGGACAAGAUCUACGACCCGCGGUACGACACCGGCGACAAGGUGAUCCAGUGCGGCCGCCACAACGACAUCUUCAAGCUGUGGCUGCAGUGGCGCGGGAAGGGUACAUCCGGCUUCGAGCGCCACAUGGACCGUCUGAUGGAGCUGUCCGAGUACAUGGUGCGCCGCAUCAAGGAGCAGCCGGACAAGUUCCGCCUCAUCCUGGAGCCGGAGAUGGUGAACGUCUCCUUCUGGUACCUGCCCAAGCAGCAGCGCAACCAGCCGCAUGAUGAGCAGAAGCUUGGGAAGGUGUGUGCCAAACUGAAAGGCAAGAUGAUGCAAGCCGGCACCAUCAUGGUGGGCUACCAGCCGGACGACCGCCGCCCCAACUUCUUCCGCAACAUCAUCUCCUCGGCCGCCGUCACUGAGAAGGAUGUCGACUUCCUUCUGUCGGAGAUGGACCGUCUCGGGCAAGACAUCAUUGUCGACUAAAGUCCAUCCGACGUAACGUCUUUCAUUUCCAUAUACUCAGAUGAUAGUAUUAUUAUAUCGUCUAAAUAGAGGAACUUAGUUUGAUUAGACUUAUUGUAAUUGUAACUUAUUGAUGUGAUGUGUACUAGCUGUUUUGCAAAGAUUAAACCGAUUUGAAGUGGCUAUUAAGUAUAGUAUUUAUCUGAAAAAUAUUUUAUAACAGUGUUAGAAAACUUUUAGUUCAUCUCUGUUUGAUGAAAUGCUUGCGUAAUAUCUAAAGAAUUAUAACCUUUCUACUGUGUAGAUAUUUAUCUAUGAUAUAUACAACGACGAUUUUCUAAAGCUUGUUUGAAUGUAUCGUCGGCGGUUAUAAAAUUUGUUCGAAAAGUUUAACCAUUUUAAUCGAUCUUAUUGUUUAAACGAAGUUUAUGAAUGCACGAAAUAAUUAUAUUUACUAAGUGUAUGUUGUUAUUCUUGCAAAGAAGUAGUUGAAUUUAUAUACUAUACUAUUUCUAUAUGAUAAUGUUGACAGUGGAAAUAUAUUUUCUACAACUAUUUAAACACUUCAAUAUUUUUGUCCAUAAUUUGCAAGAAAGUAGGUACUUCCAUGAUUGAUUCAAAUAACUGCAAUCGAGUCUUCCAUAAAAAUUACAAUAAAUAAUGCAUGUUAUGAAACAUAACUUGUCCAUUGGUUAGCUGUUUCUGUGCGGUUGCUGCUACAUAUUUAAGAAGUUCAAGUAUAUAAAACAUUAAUUAACUUUCAUGAAUCUGAAUGUUUUUAUUGAUAAUAUGAGACAGAAAAUAUGGUGUGACGCAUAGCGUUGUAGUGAGGCUAAGCAUAUUCAAUAGUAAUAUGAUAGGAAUAUUUAUAAUAGGUACUUAAUUAAAAACACGUAAAACAUAUCUCCCGUUUUGCCAAUUAAAUAAAUUAUGUGUUGUGAGAAAUAUAUCAUAGUCUGCUGUAUUUGAUGUAUAAUUUUGAAACAAAACAUGUUUAAACUUCCUUUGCAAAAAAAUAUAUUAUAAAGUGAUUUUUGAGUAUGAUUCGGACAUUAUGAAAAAGUGUGAAAGAUAUUUGUUUCAAAAAAUAUAAUGUGAUGCACCGAAUUAAAUUGUGCAGAAAAUAUGAAUUUCUGGGCAAUUUAAAAUGGCGCAGCUAAAUUAUAAAGUUAUUGUGUAUAACACGCAAUAAUAUCAUAAGUGCACGUGCCAAGUCAUCCACUAGAUAAUUAAGAAUAGUAUAAACAACAUUCGCACUUAAAAGUAUUACGCACCGUGUAGGAUUUACUUAUAUCUAAGUAGGUAUUUAUGUAUGACUAAGAACAAAAAGUUUUUAUUACCUACUAUUUUAGGUAGUUACGAUGUUGAUGUUUUCUUUAAUGGUUUUGAAAUUACCUGUAGUUGUUUCAAAAAUACUGCGUUCUUGCUUUAAUUUUAAGAAUUUAGUUGGAAAUUGUUACAAUUUAUUUAACUUUA
This is a messenger RNA of Plutella xylostella (diamondback moth), 3451 nucleotides long. The record is from RefSeq and is a predicted model, not a curated record. Lineage: Eukaryota; Metazoa; Arthropoda; Insecta; Lepidoptera; Plutellidae.